AUGUCUUCAUCUUCAUCUUGCUGCAAUCUCAUCACUACUGCUUCUGCUGCAACUAACUCCUCCGCCUCUUUCAGUUGGUGUUCCCGGCUGUCGGCGUCUAACCGGAAUUUAUCCCUCCGGAGGGCUCCCAUUUCCUCCCAUCCUCCUCCUCCUCUCACCACCCUCACUCUUCAGGUCCAAGCCAAGACCAGAACCCGAGGAGAAGACCGAACUGCCCGCCAUGCCCGCAUUCGGAAGAAGGUAGAAGGUACACCCGAGAGACCUAGACUGUGCGUGUUCCGGUCCAACAAGCAUCUCUAUGUUCAGGUGAUUGACGAUUCUAAGAUGCACACUCUUGCCUCUGCUUCCACCAUGCAAAAGCCCAUCUCCGAACUCUUCGAUUUCUCUUCCUCUCCCACCAUCGAUGUCGCUAAAAAAGUAGGGGAAGUAAUUGCAAAGUCAUGUCUUGAGAAAGGGAUUACAAAGGUGGCCUUUGAUCGCGGUGGGUACCCGUACCAUGGACGCAUCGAAGCCCUCGCUGAUGCAGCCCGAGAACAUGGCCUCCAAUUUUAG
Molecule: messenger RNA, 552 nt
Organism: Oldenlandia corymbosa var. corymbosa
Lineage: Eukaryota; Viridiplantae; Streptophyta; Magnoliopsida; Gentianales; Rubiaceae
Source: the annotation of a GenBank genome assembly